This is a messenger RNA of Rotaria sordida, 297 nucleotides long. The record is from the annotation of a GenBank genome assembly. Lineage: Eukaryota; Metazoa; Rotifera; Eurotatoria; Philodinida; Philodinidae.
AUGGCAAGUCUAUUUCGUAAUUCUCGAUCUAUUAUUACACGAUUUUCUUGCAUUCGUCGUACUGCAGCAACAACAGGUGCUGGUACACAAGUAAAAACAUCUGGUGCUUCGACAACUCUUUCGCAAGCAUCACGUUCUGGUACUGACGUUAAUAUGGCGGUACGAGAUGCUCGACAACGAUUAACCCCAACUGAUCCGAUUAAGCCAAGGCCUGCAGGCGAAUCACCUCUCAUUAUCAGAGCAUUGAUAACAAUGAGUUGUUAUCCUCUUCGUUAUUUAAUUCAUCAAGUUUUCUAA